ACAUCUGUGUCAGUCUGUUUUCUCUAUUGUUUAUUCCGCUACGCCGCUUCCUAUUUUCAAGUUUCGUUCAGCACACUGUUACAUUUUCGAUGAUCGAAUAUCUAACCAUUCGGGUCACGUCAUCUUCUUUUCGUUUAGUUGAAACCUUCUGUAAGCAUGGCAAAGGUCCAUGUCCAAAAUGUUGUAGUUCUCGACAAUCCUUCAAACUUCUCCAAUCCGUUCCAGUUUGAAAUUACUUUUGAAUGUUUGGAAGAUCUUCAGGAAGAUUUGGAAUGGAAAAUCAUUUAUGUUGGUUCAGCUGAAAGUGAAACUUAUGAUCAAGUUUUGGAUACAGUCUACGUUGGACCUGUGCCUGAAGGAAGACACAUGUUUGUGUUCCAAGCCGAACCCCCACAACCUUCUAAAAUCCCGGUCGCAGAUGCUGUGGGUGUAACGGUUGUUCUUCUGACUUGUUCUUACCGUGGCCAAGAAUUUAUCCGUGUUGGAUAUUACGUUAAUAAUGAAUACGGUGAUGCCGAGCUGAAGGAGAAUCCUCCCGCCGUUCCACAGUUCGACAAACUGAUGCGAAACAUUUUAGCCACUAACCCCCGUGUUACUCGUUUUAAAGUCGAUUGGGACGAUACAAACAAGAGUGGUACGACAAAAGGUGAACAAAUUAUUGAAAGUGACGGUCAUCAGAAAAUGGAUGCUUCCCUAAUGGAAUCAAUGGAUGUGAUGUAA
This is a messenger RNA of Daphnia carinata, 720 nucleotides long. It is a transcript of the gene asf1, whose product is annotated as histone chaperone asf1-like. Gene Ontology annotation, biological process: DNA replication-dependent chromatin assembly. The transcript has 5 exons. Gene Ontology annotation, cellular component: nucleus. Bases 157 to 720 code for a protein of 187 amino acids. NCBI's taxonomy places the organism in Eukaryota, Metazoa, Arthropoda, Branchiopoda, Diplostraca, Daphniidae. Gene Ontology annotation, molecular function: histone binding. The record is from RefSeq and is a predicted model, not a curated record.